ACUUAUUUGGCUUCUGCAGCGUCCAGCUUGCAGCAAGCCGCAGCGACCAACCCCUUGCAACAGCCCGGGUCCGCUCGGCCGCUGGGGCUCCCGAGUGGGCCAAGGUCACCCUCGCCGCUGCCCUCGCGCAUCCCGUCAGCUGAGCUCAGGAGCCCGGCGGCGUCUCCUCCUGAACUUUGCACCCAGCGAGAAGAGCGAGCGCAGACAGCCGAGCUGCCCCUCCAUCUGCGCCGGUCCCGGCCGACUCCGCGGUCCCCUCGCGCAGCCCGCCCGCCCGCCGCCCCGCGCUCCGCGGGAGGAGCCGCCGUGACGCGUCAGGGAGGAAACGCCGGCGCCCGGCCGCGCCGCCGGGACGGAGGAACCGCCAGCGCGCUGGGCUCCGCGCCCGGGCGCCGGGACGCCGCACAGCCGGGCUGCACGAGGCUUUCCUCAGAGAACUGAAGGACUAUAUGACGUCCACAGUCCUCAGCACCAAUUAUUCUUCAUUGUAUGAAAAACACCGACCACGGUGCCCGCUUUUGCUGAUGUAGCAUAUUCUGCUGAGUUAAAGCUACCUGUAAGGCAGGCGUGGUGGCUUACCGCUGUAAUCCCAGCACCUGGGAGACUGAGGCAGGAGGACUGCUGUGAGUUCAAAAGUCUCACUAAAAAGUGGGACUUUGCUUCAAAGAACAAUUUUUUUGGAACAGUUUUUAAAAAACAAAACAAAGACUACCAGUAAAAAGGUUACACGAUCUAAUAAAAUAAAGCCUCAUGAGUCUUAGAAAACUUAAUUUGGAAAUAGUUUUUGGCAAAUUUGAAAAGUUACCGCCACCAAACUAAUGCUUGUUCAUGCCGAAGGAUUUCUAAAGGACUGAUUCUGAGUUAGCAACCUACAAAAACAACACUGAGUUACUGGGAGGAAAUUCUGAAUUUCUGAAAUAAUUCCUUUGCUAAGUGACUCAGACUUUGGGUGUCGCCGAGGGGAACUCUUAAACAUGUCAAGGUUUGGUGGAUUCUUCCUGCUGAUGGUAACGCAUCGUCGACGCGGCUGCUCGGACCUGGCAGUAUGUUCCCUGCCAUUACUGCAGCAGCAAGUGGGGAUCCAGGGAUUUGCUUCCUGCUCGCUGUCUGACAGGACCAGCCCAGAGGCGCUCUGACUUGCGUGUACCCCUAUCAGCUCCGAUACUGAGAUCAAUACGCUCUGACAUGCACAGGGAGUGCCCUCAUCAAUUUUAAUUCUGAAAAUUGCUUAUGCACUACUGCCAUCCGUUUGUCUGGAUCGCUUCUGUGAAGACAGUAGACUCAUCAAUGUGAAGUGCGUCAUGUCAGCACUGGCCAUCGGGGACUUUGAAUCUCCAUUAAAUUAUCUCCUGAGGAACUCACUAGGCAUUCUGAUUGUCCCUACAGAAGAUGACUACCACCUUUGGUCAACAUAUGGCAAAACAGACAAAGUUGAUUUGUUUCGUCAUAGAAGAAUUAGUCCCUGGCAGUCUUGGAAUCUUUGGCCUCAAAUUCCUAGAGAUCCCCCUGCUUCCUGAAUGCUGGAGUUAAAGGUUCCAUGAUGGAGUUUGAACAUUACCUCAAGAGGUUUCAUAUUUUGGACUAGUUAAUCAUAUUUACCUUCUGCUGAGACCUUGGAAACUUCAGACUCAAUUUCUGUGUCCUUCAAGACAUUAAAUGCAGAGAGACUGUACUAUGGACUACAAGGAGAGCUGCCCAAGUGUGAGCAUUCCCAGCUCUGACGAACACAGAGAGAAAAAGAAGAGGUUCACGGUUUAUAAAGUUCUGGUCUCUGUGGGAAGAAGCGAAUGGUUCGUCUUCAGGAGAUAUGCAGAGUUUGACAAACUUUACAAUUCUUUGAAGAAACAGUUUCCUGCUAUGGCUCUGAAGAUCCCGGCCAAGAGAAUAUUUGGUGAUAAUUUUGAUCCAGAUUUUAUUAAACAAAGAAGAGCAGGAUUGAACGAGUUCAUUCAGAACUUAGUCAGAUAUCCAGAGCUUUACAACCAUCCAGACGUCCGAGCAUUCCUUCAAAUGGACAGCCCGAGACAUCAGUCAGAUCCAUCUGAAGAUGAGGAUGAAAGAAGUACUCCGAAGCCACAUUCUACCUCACGGAACAUCAACCUGGGUCCAACUGGAAAUCCUCAUGCCAAACCAAGUGACUUCGAUUUUUUAAAAGUUAUUGGAAAGGGCAGCUUUGGCAAGGUUCUUCUUGCAAAACGGAAACUGGAUGGAAAAUUUUAUGCUGUCAAAGUGUUACAGAAAAAAAUAGUUCUCAACAGAAAAGAGCAAAAACAUAUUAUGGCUGAACGCAAUGUGCUCUUGAAAAAUGUGAAGCACCCGUUUCUGGUUGGAUUGCACUAUUCUUUCCAGACAACUGAAAAGCUUUAUUUUGUUCUGGAUUUUGUUAAUGGAGGGGAGCUCUUCUUUCACCUACAAAGAGAAAGGUCUUUUCCUGAACCCAGAGCGAGGUUUUAUGCUGCUGAGAUUGCCAGUGCCUUGGGUUAUCUGCACUCCAUCAAAAUAGUGUACAGAGACUUGAAGCCAGAAAAUAUCCUUUUGGAUUCUAUGGGACAUGUUGUCUUAACGGAUUUUGGGCUUUGCAAAGAAGGAAUCGCUAUUUCUGAUACCACCACAACCUUUUGUGGUACACCAGAGUACCUUGCACCUGAAGUGAUCAGAAAACAGCCGUAUGACAACACUGUGGACUGGUGGUGCCUGGGAGCUGUUCUGUACGAGAUGCUGUAUGGGCUGCCCCCUUUUUACUGCCGAGAUGUUGCUGAAAUGUAUGACAAUAUUCUUCACAAGCCCCUGAACUUGAGACCAGGAGUGAGCCUCACAGCCUGGUCCAUCCUGGAGGAACUCCUAGAAAAAAACAGACAAAAUCGACUUGGUGCCAAAGAAGACUUUCUUGAAAUCCAGAAUCAUCCUUUUUUUGAGUCACUCAGCUGGACUGACCUUGUACAAAAAAAGAUCCCACCGCCAUUUAACCCUAAUGUGGCUGGACCAGACGAUAUCAGAAACUUCGAUGCCGUCUUCACUGAAGAAACGGUGCCCUAUUCUGUGUGCGUGUCUUCUGACUAUUCUAUAGUGAAUGCCAGUGUUCUGGAGGCAGACGAUGCAUUUGUUGGUUUUUCUUACGCCCCUCCUUCAGAAGACUUAUUUUUGUGAACACUCUAUCAUUCAGAAACCGAGGAGCAACCUCUAGCCUGCAGAAGAGUUGGAAACACUUAUUUGUGUGAAUAUAUUCAACUUUGUAUAACAGUGCCUCAUUUUUAUAUGUAACAGUGAAAACUAUGAAAUACAUAUUUUCUGCUGUAUGCAAGAAAUAAUAGGGCAUUUCAAAGAGCUAAGUUUUGAACUUAAAUUUGUAUUCUUGUUUAUUAAGCUUAUUUUUAAACAAAAAUUUAAAGCUAUUAUUCUUAGCAUUAACCUAUUUUUAAAGAUAACUUUUUGCUAUUGACUGUUUUUCUUUCCUGUUAAGUUUACACUAACACAUCCAAGAUAGACUGUUUUAAUAGUCUGUUACAGUUAAGAUGUAUUAAUAUCUGUAAUUCUAUGCCUUUUAUCAUAGCGAAACUAUGCAAAUGGUACAUGAUGGUUUGUGAUGGUUUAUGAUGAAACCCUAUCUUCCCAUGAUAAUUUACUCUUUGCUUCUUAGUCAGACUCCAGCACAGAGGCAGAUGAGCUGACGCCCCGGCUGCUAGUGGGCAUUCGCAGCCACUCAUUUGCAGCCCCAUAAGAAAAAGCAGAAGGCAGCCAUUUGCUUUUGGAAUACCCAGAUCCCAUCCAUGCAUCACUUUCCUCUAAAGGAAAAGAAAAUACUUAACAUCCAGGAAUUUUUAGAAUUCUCAACGAACUGAGAAGUAAUAAAAUGCUACCAGAUAUUUUUUUUAAGGUGGUGCCAAACAUAGAUGUCUCUGUCACGUGUUUAUAUUAGAAAUGUUUUCUAUUUAUGUUCCUUCUGACCCUUGGAAGGUUUAGUAGACACCACUAAGCCUUGGUGUCUGUUUUUGCAGAUAGCUAUUUCAAAACUGCCUUCUUAAUUGAUCAUGUUUUUAAAGUGACAGAAAAGAAGUAGCCUUCUGUAAUGUUUACUUAGUUGUGAAUUAAGUAGUAAAACCGCAAGUCUGGGUCAGUGUGAGUGUGUGUCCCCACCACAUUCCAACAAAAGGUAACAGUAAUUUAGUGUAACGUUUUCAGUAUUACUCGUGUUGUAGUGCAGGGAUCAGACAUGCAUGAGGCCUCGUGAAUGCUAAUCAGAGCAUUCCCUAUCUCUGACGUGCACACAUGCCUCUUGCUAUCUUUAUGUGUCUUAGAAGUAGUUCAGAACAACCUGUCGGUUACCAUCUGCACUCAUGAUGGUAAAAUGUUAGGUUCAGAGGGUGCUUCUUGGGACUCCAGCUCCUGGAGGACAGCUUCCCAGGUCCUUAAGGGGACAGCAGCAUGAGCUUAGCUGCGCUAAGAACAAACUUUCCUUGGAUGUGUUACCUUGGCAAGUGAGAAAUAUUUCUCGUCAGUACCCUUUGGCUAAAAUACGUUCAGCAGGAUGGGGACAGGCGGUGCUUCAGUGUGACAGGUAGUCUUUGUGUGCAUGCAGUACACUGGAUCUCCCUCACGGGUGAGAUGUUACGCCUACACUGUACAUAACUCGAUCCAGGCUACUUCUGUCAUCUCUACUUUAAUAACGGAGUUUUUGGUUGGUUAUGAAUCAAAACAAAAAUUGUACAUACAUGAUUUUUUUUACUCUAAUAUCCCUUAAUUAAAUUGCCAAAAAUUAAAGUGUAAUAUUGUACUUUUAAAAAGAAAAUUUAGAUUUUUGAUGUUUUUUUGGAUCACAAGAAAUAUAGACCUAUGUAAUAUAAUAAAAUUAGCAAACGUUUAAUGAUCA
Molecule: messenger RNA, 4867 nt
Organism: Rattus norvegicus (Norway rat)
Lineage: Eukaryota; Metazoa; Chordata; Mammalia; Rodentia; Muridae
Gene: Sgk3
Product: serum/glucocorticoid regulated kinase family, member 3
Cellular component (GO): recycling endosome; early endosome; cytoplasmic vesicle
Molecular function (GO): protein kinase activity; protein serine kinase activity; ATP binding
Source: RefSeq, a predicted model, not a curated record